Bursaphelenchus okinawaensis is the source of this 2557-nucleotide messenger RNA. Lineage: Eukaryota; Metazoa; Nematoda; Chromadorea; Rhabditida; Aphelenchoididae. The record is from the annotation of a GenBank genome assembly.
AUGGGUGAACAAGGUAUUGGGCCACAAAUACCAAUGGUUGGAGUCUCUGUUGAUGUUACUGGUAAGUUUUUUUACUGUUUGUUUGUUUCUAGGUAUUAUUUGAGGAGGAAGGUGAAGGGAAAUAAUGUUAGUGAUUUUACAAGUGUGGUCUUCUAAUUAUGUUGUGAAUAAUAAGUUUUGUUAUUUAGUUUUGAAUGCUUAAUUCAUUAAUGAUGGUUUUUUAGAAUCAGACGAAAACCAAGAAGAUGUGAUGGCCGAAUACCAACGUCGAUUGGCUGAAUUGGAAGCCGCAGAAGCAGAAAAAGCUGCAGAUGAUGAAGAGGAAGAUGUUACUGAUGAGUCAGAUGAGGAAAUGGAUUCUGAUUUAGAAGAAGCGAUGGACACAGAAGAACCAGAUGGUUUAUCAGAGAUACCGAUAGAAAAGUUGAUAGAAGCUUUAUACAGAGAAAGAGAUGACGAUAAAGCUGAUCCAUCAGAAGUGAUAGUAAUGUUUGAAGAGGUAUUAAAGCGAGAUCCAUCAUUGGCUCAUACCUGGUUGGAUUAUGGGGAUUACAUGGAGAAAAUUAAGGAGUGUGGGGUAAGUUAUCUUUUUUUGUUUGAUUUUAGGUAAUUGAAAGAGAUGUGACUUUUUUUGAAUAGGUGUUGAGUUUGGCAAGGUAGAUAUUAGUAUGAAUGGGGAAAUUUUAUAUUAUUUUUUCUUUUAAUAAGGAGGAUAAAUCUAGUUAAUUUGUUUUGCUUUCAGAAAGCAGUGGAGAUCUUAAAACGAGCAAUGAAAGCAGUACCAGAUUAUAUUCAUAUUGUUCGGAGCGCCUUGUUAUCAUACGAGAAAGCUGGAGUAGACGUGAAGGAAAUCAAAGCGUUAUUUAAUAAAAACAAGGACAAUAUAUAUAGCCAAGAAGAUGGACAUUUGUUUUACACAACGUAUAUUUACAUUUUACGAAGAAAAGGAGCUUCAGUCGAUGAACUAGAUCAGGUGUUUCAACAAGGAAUGACAGAACUAGAAGGUUUAUUUGGGGAUUACUGGGAUUCUGAUACUACGUUUAGAAGGAACUACGCUUAUUUCUGUUAUACAAAGAAGAAGGAUUCUGAAAAGGUGGGUAAAAAUUGUUUAUAUUGAUAACAUAAGAUUGUAUGUUAUAAAAUUGAUACUUUAGGUUUGUUUUUUAUCUUAAAAUGUGAUUCUAAUGAUUCUUUUUUAGGCAUACGAGCUCUGGAAGUCAAUAAUGCGUGGAAACGGAUCAAAAGCCGAGUUCUGGCUACAGUUUGUUCAGGUAGAACGAGCAUAUGGAUCAAUUCAAAACGUUCGUAAAUUACUGUACGAUGCUGUCAACUCAGUAACAGACAAUCCUGUGGCAAUAUUCACUUACUUUGUCCAAUUUGAACGAGAAGAAGGCACAAGAGAUCAAGUGGACAAAGCUUUGUUCAAAAUCAACACUAGAAAUCGACAAUUGGAGACCAAGCUUAAAGGCAAGAAACCGCAACAAAGUCGAGAGAAUGCGAGGAAAGAACCGAGACAACAGAAAGAAAGGCCUCAGAAGGCGGGAAAACGACAGAUUUUACAAGAAGUUGAGGUAGAACCGAAAAGAAGGAAGGAAUCACUGAAGGAAGAGAAAGUUCAAGUUGACAAAGAUGGGUUUGCUGUACCUGUUUUGCCGGUUAAGGCUAAGAGUAGUCCGAUAAGAGAGGAAAAAGGUAAUGAGAACGGAGAAUCAAGCAGGAAUGGACAGAAACAACAAGCUGAAGAGGGUGGCGAAAGCAGCCAAGGAUCAGAAGGUAAGGAUAACAGCAAUGUUUGGAUCAAGAGUAUGGUUUUAGAUGAAAAUGGUUAGAUUUUUGGGUUUUUUCAUGUUGUUAUUGAUUAAAAUAUUUAAAUUUUCAAGUUUUAUGUUUUACAGUAUAUCCAAUUCUAUAAUUUUUAGGCACCCCAGACCGCACGAUCUUCUUAUCAAACAUCAACUUUAGCUGGAAAGAGUUUGAUGUUCGAAAACUGUUUCCCAAUGCCGUCGAGAUACGAAUGCCAAUGCGAAGUCAAACACAAUGCAAAGGCUACGCCUACGUUGACUUUGCUACGAAAGAAGACACGGAAAAGGCAUUGGCACAAGAUGGAGAACACAAAUCUAAUGGCAGACCUAUUCAUAUCAGUGCCUAUCAACCUCAUGGUAAAGGAGAGAAAGCACCAUUCAAGUUUGGUACUCAAAGAGAAGAGAACAAGCUGUUUGUCAGGAAUGUUCACUACGAACUUACCAAUGAUCAACUCAAAGACUUCUUCGACAAGUUUGCUCCCGUUAAAAGUGCUAGAAUUGUGACGCGACCCAACGGACAACCAAAAGGUAUCGCUUAUGUGGAGUUUGAGGCGAAAGAAGAUGCAGAGAAGGCACUGAAGGCUGAUGGACAGAAGCUGCACAGUAGGAAGAUUGCUGUAGCCAUCAGCGAUCCAUCCGUGAAGAAGGAAGCUCCGAAUAAAGAGGUAACGAUACCUAAAACUCCAGUGGAUCCACACAAGCAGAUGUUGGCGUUUAAACCAAGAGCAGCAAGGCUGGUUGUGGAAAAGAAGUAG